Molecule: messenger RNA, 3209 nt
Organism: Chelmon rostratus (copperband butterflyfish)
Lineage: Eukaryota; Metazoa; Chordata; Actinopteri; Chaetodontiformes; Chaetodontidae
Gene: wasla
Product: WASP like actin nucleation promoting factor a
Exons: 11
Coding region: 333-1964 (543 amino acids)
Biological process (GO): actin filament organization; regulation of Rho protein signal transduction
Molecular function (GO): actin binding; small GTPase binding
Source: RefSeq, a predicted model, not a curated record
GCUGCCAUGUUGGAUGUACGCAUCGCCGCUGCAGCUGCUGGAGUUUCCGAAUGAAAGUAAAGCUUUUAUCCGCGCAUAUACAGACAAAUAGCCGUUAUUUGCUUACUUAAUGCCAAACGGAGAAGUUCAGGUUUCUUCUUAAGCAGUAGCAAGCCUGGAAAACACCCCCGUCCUCCUCCGCCCUCCAGCCGGGAGUCCGAAUCAGCGGAGAUGAUCCGGUUGCAGGCCACAGCAACCGGAGCCCGCAUGGAUUUUCUCUAAUUAGCAGUGUUUGCUGAGUCCGUCCGGGCAUAACUGCAUCGUUUCGGGGUUAACUCGAAGAAUUCGGAGCCAUGAACAGCCACCCGCCGCCUCGCAGGUCUGUUAACGUCGGCUCCAUCCUCCUGACCCCGCAGGAGAACGAGUGCCUGUUCGGCUACCUGGGAAGGAAAUGCGCCACUCUGUGUUCGGCGGUGGUCCAGGUCUACGGCACAGACCGGAGCUGCAGCUGGGUAAAGAGGUGCUGUGGAGUGGCCUGCCUGGUCAAAGACAACCCACAGAGGUCCUACUUCAUCAGAGUGUUUGACAUCAAGGAAGGGAAAACCAUGUUUGAACAGGAACUGUACCACAACUUCUCCAUCAGCAGCUCCAGGUCCUACUUCAUCUCAUUUGCAGGAGAUACCUGUCAGAUCGGUCUGAACUUCGCCAGUGAAGAAGAGGCCAAACGAUUCAGAGCCGCCAUCAACGACCUGCUCAACCGACGACAGCGCAAGACCGAGAAGAGAGGUGACCCUAAAAAUGGUCCAGCUCUGCACAUGGCCACAGUGGACAUCAAGAACCCGGAGAUCAACAAUGUCCGAUUCCACAACUCCCACAGCCACCAGCAGCCGUACCACCUCAACAACAUGCUGAGCCACGGCGGACUGAACCGAAAGGACAAGAAGACCAAAGGCAAGAAGAAGAAGCUGACCAAGGCUGACAUCGGCACGCCCAGCAACUUCCAACACAUCGGUCAUGUGGGCUGGGAUCCAAACACAGGUUUCGAUCUCAACAACCUGGACCCUGAACUCAAGAACCUGUUCGACAUGUGCGGCAUCUCUGAGGCUCAGCUGAAGGACCGAGAGACGUCCAAGGUCAUCUACGACUUCAUCGAGAAGAAGGGAGGGGUGGAGGCCGUCAAGAACGAGCUGAGGAGGCAGGCGCCCCCUCCACCUCCUUCUCGUGGCGGCGCACCUCCUCCUCCUCCGCCCCCCCACAGCUCAGCUCCACCCCCUCCUCCUCCUCCUCCUUCCAGAGUUGGACGGGGAGCCCCUCCUCCCCCUCCUCCGUCCAGAGCCCCCGCCUCAGCUCCUCCUCCUCCGCCUCCCUCCAGACCAGGAACUCUGGGUGCCCCUCCUCCUCCACCUCCUCCCACCAGGGGAGGUCACCAGCCCCCUCCUCCUCCACACCAUCACCAUCACCAGCCUCCCCCUCCUCCUCCCGCCCACGCCUCUCUCGCCCCCCAAGCCCCGCCCCCACCACCUCCCCCAUUGGCCCAGCAGUCUCCAGUAGGCAGCUCCACCCCUGCUCCACCUCCUCCUCCUCCUCCACCACCUCCCCCUCCCGGCCCCCCUCCCCCUCCGGAGCUGGACGGCAUCGGCGGAGGCGGAGACUCUCCUCAUUCGCCGAGCCCCGGCGGGAAGUCGGCGCUGCUGGAGCAGAUCAGAGGAGGAACUCAGCUGAAGAAGGUGGAGCAGAACCACCGAGCGCCGGCCUCCGGCGUGGGACGAGACGCCCUGCUGGACCAGAUCCGACAGGGGAUCCAGCUCAAGACCGUGUCGGAUCAUCCAGAGUCCGGUCCUCCAACGCCGGCUCCCGCUGCCGGCAUCGUGGGCGCCCUCAUGGAGGUGAUGCAGAAGAGGAGCAAAGCCAUCCAUUCCUCAGAUGAAGACGAGGAUGACGACGAGGACGAGGACUUCGAAGACGACGACGAGUGGGACGACUGAUCCUUCGUCUCCCCCCUGCGCGCCUACCGCUGACACUAAAAUCUCUCCUUCAGCUCUUCCAGCGUCUGACUCGAACUGUCAUGUAAAUGUUGUUUGAACCGGCUGUGUAUUUAUUUUUGCCUUUUUGCUUUUUGUUUUUUUAUGACUCUUCUAAUUAAUCUGUGCAAUACCUCAUCCGUCACGCCGCCUCGUCGUCGAAGACGUUCCCGCUGUUAGAAAGCACUUAACGCCGCCAUCAGCACGGCGGCGGAGACGCAGCCGGCGCCGUGUCAUCACAGAUAAUCAAUAACAAAAAGACCACGUGGCGUCCUCGUGUGCUCCGCGGGAAACAUCUGUCCUCAUUUCUUCGUGUUUUCAUUCCUCGUCAGAGAAACUGAGAAGGGAGACGUGCGCGCGACCAAACAGGCAGGAUCCUCUUUGUGUUUGACCGCGGUCGCUUUAAAUGCGAGAUAACACUAUUUUCUUACCGUGCUUCUUCACGUACCUCCGAGUUUCCGAAUAAUUCGUAGUUUAGUCGUGUUAUUUUCUCAUAAAUCCUUUGACCAAAUUGCGGCGACUCGUCGCCAAAUGUGGAUUUCCAGCUUUUAUUUUUUAUGAAAUUAAAGACGUUUAUUUGCACACACUUUAUACCGUAGUUCAGUUUUGUGUUUUGUUUUUCGGGUGUGCGUUCUGUCAAACUUUCAGGCGUGUCACAGCGACGGCGACGCUUUCGAAAGCUGAAGGUUCUGCAAUAUGUUGACCUUUAACUGGGACUACAAACAUGGCCGACGGCGUUUCAGUGAAUGACAUGUCUGAACACGCACACACACUCUGUGGCAUUUGUGAAACGAUGGAAGUUGUGUUCUUGCGUCUGGUUGGUUGUUUUCGUUGUGACAUCAUUCCGUUAUUUCCUGCAGGAUGAAACUUCAGCAGCACUCGGGUCAGUAUUUCAAACACAUUUCAUGCAAAGACACUAAAAGAUCUAAAAACUCGUCCAUCCUCUGCCGUCCUUCACUUAACGAACUUUCAUUUUAUGCAACGCGACUGUAAACGCCUCCUCACGGAGAAUAAUAAUAAAAAAAAAGACGCAAAUAACAGCGAACCAAAUGUGGCAUCUGCAAGCAGCGUGUGGGUUCGGCGACGCUCCGCCAAGAGAAAACUGAUGCUCGUUUUAACUGCUCGUCUUAAAGAGUUCUUACCGUCCUCCGGGGGGGCUUAAUGCUGCAUCGAGAGGCCGAGAUACUGACAGAGAACCUGUGAACGGGG